Menidia menidia (Atlantic silverside) is the source of this 594-nucleotide messenger RNA. The record is from the annotation of a GenBank genome assembly. NCBI's taxonomy places the organism in Eukaryota, Metazoa, Chordata, Actinopteri, Atheriniformes, Atherinopsidae.
CUGACACCACUUAACCCUUCUACCAUUUUCCCCCCCAACUCUCAGACAAGCAAAAACCAGAUUAAAGUUGAUUUGGUGGACGAGAACUUCACAGAGCUGAGGGGGGAGAUCGCUGGUCCUCCAGACACGCCCUAUGAAGGUGGAAGAUAUCAGCUCGAAAUAAAAAUCCCAGAAACCUACCCAUUUAACCCACCCAAGGUGCGCUUCAUCACCAAGAUCUGGCACCCCAAUAUCAGUUCUGUGACGGGAGCCAUAUGUCUGGACAUUUUGAAAGACCAGUGGGCAGCUGCCAUGACCCUGCGGACGGUGCUCUUGUCUCUACAGGCCCUUCUCGCCGCCGCAGAGCCAGAUGAUCCACAAGACGCGGUCGUAGCAAACCAGUAUAAGCAGAACCCAGAAAUGUUCAAACAGACGGCGAGGCUGUGGUCGCACGUCUACGCAGACGCUCCCGUCACCAGCCCCGACUACACCAGAAAAAUAGACAAGCUCUGCGCCAUGGGCUUCGAUAAGGUCCGAGCCAAUGCAGUAAUAGCGGCUUUGUCUUCGAAAUCCUGGGACGUGGAAACGGCGACAGAGCUGCUCCUGAGCAACUGA